AGCCCGUGUCAGCGGGAAGGUUCAAUGGGGCGAAUUGGCGAACAAUGGCAAAAAAUUGGAAUCUCAGAAGUAUUGCCGUGGAUGACCGGUAACACUGCAUCGGUAAAGGCAGCAACGCAUCACAAGCGCGGCAGAUGCAUACGCCCAUUUGAUGCGUUGGCUCGACAGCACGCCAGCGCCUUUGGGCAUAAAAUC
Molecule: messenger RNA, 195 nt
Organism: Dothidotthia symphoricarpi CBS 119687
Lineage: Eukaryota; Fungi; Ascomycota; Dothideomycetes; Pleosporales; Dothidotthiaceae
Exons: 2
Source: RefSeq, a predicted model, not a curated record